UUUUUUCGAAGAUUAUUUUUUCUUUCUUCUUAUCUUUUUUGCUACUUUAUUCCUUGCUAUGUAUUAAUUUUUUGUAAAGAAAAAUUUUUUUGGUCAUAUUUAAUGUGUAAUAUUAAUGUUAUAUUUUUAUUAAAACAAACGCGGUGAACGUGUGUGUGUAUAUAUAUAUGUAUAUAUGUAUGUGUGUAUAUAUAUAUAUAUUUUGUAGAUAUAUAUAUAUGUAUAUGUAUAUAUAUAGAGAGAGAGAGGUUCCUCCUUUAUUGAAUUUGAUCUUUAAAAUAAAUGAAUAUUUUUUUAAGAUUACAUUUAGAAGAUCUCAUUAAAUUUUUAUAUUAUCUUUAAAUUUAGUUAUAUACGUAGUCAAUAAAUAUCCUGAAGAAAUAUAAAUACUUUUCUUAGAUGAGAAUAUUACAGUUGAAUGAUGAAAUUAAUUGCGAAAUACUGAUUAUCAAAGAAUACUGAAAACAUGACUCUGGUAUUCAUUGAAAAAAGUAAAAUUCUUAUCUAACCCCUUGGGGUCGAUAGUUUAUAGGGGCAUUGACAAUAAUCUGAAAAAAGACUAUAGGGGGUCCAGAAUGCAUGUCCAAAGAUGAUAUUAAUAUUUACUUCAUAUUUCUUACAAUGUAUAUCAACACUUGCUAAACUCGUAAACAUAUUGCUAUGUGAAAUUUAUAACAAAUAGAAAGAGAAUAUUAUUAUGAUAAUAUAAAUUUAUAUAUGAUACAUUUAAAUAUGAAUAUAAGAAUGUCUCAUGAUACACAAAGUGAUAGUUGUUCUCGUGCAAUAUCAUGUCUUUCAAUAAAUGAUGUACCAAAAAUGCUCACUUCUAAAGAUGAAGCUAAAAAUAAAGAAACCUCUGGACUCACGCAUGAGUGUGGUGUUUUUGGGUGUAUUGCUGCUGGAGAUUGGCCAUCACAAAUUGAUGUAAGCCAAGUAAUAUGUCUCGGUUUAAUUGCUCUACAACAUAGAGGUCAAGAAAGUGCUGGAAUUGUUACGAGUCAGGGUAUCUGUUCAAAAUCAUUCUGUGUUCACAAGGGUAUGGGAAUGAUUAAUAACAUCUUCAAUGAUGAAAGCAUGAAGAAACUUAAAGGCAACUUAGGAAUAGGUCAUACUAGAUAUAGUACUAGUGCAGCUAGCGAAGAAGUCAAUUGCCAACCUUUUGUAGUUCAUACAGCACAUGGUGCCUUAGCAGUUGCUCAUAAUGGAGAACUUGUAAAUACAGAAUCACUAAGGAAAAUGGUAUUAGGCCGUGGGGUUGGUCUUUCAACUUAUUCAGAUUCUGAACUGAUAACACAAGCUUUAUGUUUGAAUCCCCCCGAAGGUGAAGUUAAUGGUCCAGAUUGGCCAGCACGUAUCAAGCAUCUCAUGCAAUUAGCACCAUUAUCUUAUUCCUUAGUGAUCAUGCAAAGAGAUAAAAUUUAUGGUGUUAGAGACCCAUAUGGAAAUAGACCUUUGUGUUUGGGAAAAAUAGUACCCAUUGGCAAGCUCGCAGGAGAUGAUUCAGACGAUGACGACGAGGCCGAAGGUUGGGUAAUCUCGUCAGAAUCUUGUGGUUUCUUAAGCAUUGGUGCAAGAUACGUUCGAGAAGUUUUCCCAGGUGAAAUUGUAGAAUUAACUCGCGAAGGUAUUAAAACGAUUGACAUUGUAGAGAGACCAGAUAAUAAGCCACAAGCAUUCUGCAUAUUUGAAUAUGUUUACUUUGCACGAAGUGACAGUAUUUUUGAAGGACAAAUGGUAUAUUCGGUUCGUAUGCAAUGUGGUCGUGUAUUAGCAAUAGAAUCUCCAGUAGAUGCAGACAUAGUUAGUUCUGUACCAGAAUCUGGUACAGCAGCAGCACAUGGUUAUGCUAGACAGUCCCAAAUACCGUUCGCCGAAGUAUUAUGUAAAAAUAGAUAUGUUGGUAGAACAUUCAUUCAACCUAGUACACGAUUAAGACAAUUAGGAGUUGCUAAAAAAUUUGGAGCUUUAUCUGAAAAUGUAAAGGGAAAGAAACUGAUUCUCAUUGAUGAUUCUAUUGUCAGAGGAAACACAAUUGGACCUAUUAUAAAACUACUACGGGAUGCAGGAGCAAAAGAAGUUCAUAUCAAAGUAGCAUCCCCUCCUUUAAAAUAUCCAUGCUAUAUGGGAAUAAACAUUCCAACAAGAGAAGAGUUAAUUGCGAAUAAACUGGACAAUGUAAAAUUAGCCAAAUAUGUUGGUGCUGAUAGUUUAACAUACCUUUCUGUCGAAGGGCUUAUUCAAGCUGUUAGACAUGGUAUGGAUAAUAAAGAAAGCAGUUAUAUUGGUCACUGCACUGCUUGUUUGACAGGAGAAUAUCCAGAUGAACUACCUGGUGACUUAGAUUGGUGAAGAACGUGAACGAUUCAUAGUUUCACAAAGAAGAAACUGGAUCCUCUUCUCCAAUGCAAACUUCAAUCUAUUUUUCCUAAUUACCAGCAAGAAUAUUAUAUAAUUUUUAAGUUUAUUGGCUAGAUUUAUUGGCUAUAUGUAUUGAUAAAAUGUAUAUAGCCAUUUUGUUAUUCUAAGCUGGUCAGCUAGUUCAGUGCAGUAUUUUAUAUUUAACAAUAUAAUUUAAUUGUGUUUAUAAUCUAUAUAUAAAAUAAUUUUUCUUGGAUGGAAAGAUCAAUCUCAACAGUA
Messenger RNA from Vespula vulgaris, 2637 nucleotides. RefSeq names its product amidophosphoribosyltransferase-like. The record is from RefSeq and is a predicted model, not a curated record. Gene Ontology annotation, molecular function: amidophosphoribosyltransferase activity. NCBI's taxonomy places the organism in Eukaryota, Metazoa, Arthropoda, Insecta, Hymenoptera, Vespidae. The transcript is spliced from 8 exons. Bases 718 to 2349 code for a protein of 543 amino acids. Gene Ontology annotation, biological process: purine nucleobase biosynthetic process; purine nucleotide biosynthetic process.